UCCUGACUUUUUGUCCUUCACAAUGUUAGUUGGCGAAGUUUCUAUGUUAAGAAAUUAUGGUUUCCACAUUCCAUUCUCCAUCUCCGAUUUCAUCCUCUUUAUACAAAACCUAAAAUCCCUCUCUCUCUCUCUCUCUCCCCCUCUCCCUCUCUCUCCAUUCUUUUUUAUGAGAAUCUCGCAAUGCUAGGCGGCGGAGGCUCAUUCAGAGGUGCCCGAGAUUUCUACGAACACAACAACAGCAACAGCAUCCCACGUUCCAACGAGCUCAUCAAAUCCCCCUUCGACGACUCCGACAUCUCCCCUUUUCCCUCCUCCUCCUCCUCCACUGCCGCCGCCACCGCCAACCAACCCAUUUUCCCUUUAAUGGACACCGACCCCGACCCCGACCAUUCCUUCUUCGAACCCGCUUCUACUUCUCCUUUCACCAGAUCCCCAUGGUCCUCCCAUUUGAACUCCGAUGCCUUACCUUCCCCCGCUGACGACACUUCCUUCCUCCCCAAUAUCCUUAUGGGUUCUCUCGUCCGCGAAGAGGGUCAUAUCUACUCUCUCGCCGCUGUAGGGGACCUUCUCUAUACCGGAUCCGACAGCAAGAACAUACGUGUUUGGAAGAACCAUAAGGAAUUUUCCGGUUUUAAAUCCAAUAGCGGUUUGGUUAAAUCCAUUGUAAUCGGCGGGGGAAAGAUCUUCACCGGUCAUCAAGACGGUAAGGUUCGGGUCUGGAAAAUCUCGAGUCGUGACCCAAGUGUUCAUAAACGAGUUGGGACUCUCCCCACUUUAGGCGAUUACAUCAAAUGUUCGAUGAAACCCAGUAAUUAUGUGGAAGGGAGACGACGGAGGAGUCUCUGGAUUAAACAUUUCGAUGCGAUUUCGUCACUGAGUUUAAGCGAGGAUCAAUCGUUUUUGUACUCUGCUUCAUGGGAUAAAACUUUUAAGGUCUGGAGAGUUUCCGAUUCGAAAUGCUUGGAGUCAAUUCAGGCUCAUGACGAUGCUGUUAACACUCUGGUUUCAAGUAUCGAUGGAUUGGUUUACACCGGGUCAGCCGACGGUAGCGUUAAGGUGUGGCGGAGGGAGCUUCAGGGGAAGGGAACAAAACAUUUUUUCUCACAAACUUUGGUUAAACAGGAAUGUGCGGUUACUGCUCUAGCUGUCAACGAUGACGCUACUUUCGUUUAUUGUGGUUCCUCCGACGGGGUUGUUAACUUUUGGGAGAGGGAGAAAUCGUUGUCCCACGGCGGUGCUUUGAGGGGUCAUAAGCUUGCAAUACUCUGUUUAGCUACCGCCGGACGUUUAUUGUUGAGUGGCUCAGCGGAUAUGGGGAUUUGCGUUUGGCAGAGGACGGCUGCAGAACAUAUUUGUUUGUCGGUGUUGACGGGCCACACCGGGCCGGUGAAAUGCUUGGCCGUAGAGAAGGACAGUGAAGCCGGUGAAGGUGAACGGCGGUGGAUUGUUUAUAGUGGGAGUUUGGAUAAGUCGGUGAAGAUGUGGAGAGUAUCGGAACAACCACCGGCGGCCUUCCAAAAACAGCCGUCUUUCAUGCCGGAAUGCUCUCCGACCGCCGGACUCUUGUUAUCUCAAUACAUUGCUAUCAAAGCAUUGUUCAAUCUUGAAAGUAUCUCAAGCGGUUGGUGGUGCAUUACAGAAUCUAUAUCAUCUCGGAUUUUAGGUUUGAAAACGUUACAAUUUCGAUACGAAUAUAUUUCUUAUUUUAAAAAGGUUAUAUUAGUAUUAAAUUUCUCUAAACUUUCCAAUAUUGUAUUUAAUAAGUUUUUAAACUCGGAAAAACAAUAAUCAAAAGGCUUUUUUAAAAAACUUUGUACAGUUACGUCUUUUAAAGUUUUAUAAGUGUGUAAUAAAGUCUUUAAACUUUUAAUUUGAUGCGACUUAAAUUGCGACUCAUUAAACGUUUAAAGAAACUAUGUAUGAUAAUAUCAACUUUAACCCUUUUGAAAUUGAGAGUUUAAUUUCACAAGGAGAUAUAUUGAACACAAAUUGUAAAGAGUUUUGGAAUAAUAAUUGUAAUUUAACUUAACAAUUCUUAUAAUAAUAAAUUGAAAGAAAUUCAUGAAAUUCCGGCCCCAUUUGUUAAGUGUUGUGUUCUUGCUACUAAUUUUUUGGUUAGAUAGCUAAUGAGAUUUUUAGUGGUGUACAAACACCUACGAAAUGAAUGUUUGAGUAUUCGUACUGAGAUUAUUACGUAUUAUAAUGUAAUCAAAAAUUCAUGUUUGAAUUGAAACUUUCAAACUCAAAUUACAAUAUUAAAUUCAUUUCAUUCUUUUUUUACUUCAAUAAUUCUUUUUUUUUAUUUGCAUUAUGGUUGUGAGAGUGAAAUGUUGGUGUUGAUUUCCUUGUACUAAAUGUUGGUGUUGAUUUCCUUGUACUAGACUUGUGCAUAAAUUUUGAUUUGUCUAAUUAUAUUUUAUUGUUUAAUUCAUAUUUUGGUUUUGUAAA
Cucumis melo (muskmelon) is the source of this 2448-nucleotide messenger RNA. Its product is annotated as protein JINGUBANG-like. The transcript is spliced from 2 exons. NCBI's taxonomy places the organism in Eukaryota, Viridiplantae, Streptophyta, Magnoliopsida, Cucurbitales, Cucurbitaceae. The record is from RefSeq and is a predicted model, not a curated record. Gene Ontology annotation, molecular function: protein binding. Bases 181 to 1788 code for a protein of 535 amino acids.